CAUGGAUAGCUAGGGAACAAAUUCAAUGCCUUCUGAAACUGUUCUUCCGCCGCAUCAGGUUCUUGCCAUAUUAAGUUAUUAAUAAAAACAAAAAUUGAUAAUAAACUUCAUAAUUUCUUAAAUUAAAAAUUGAAAAGCUGAAUAUUUUGUACUGAUUCAUGAGCUCAACCGUCAAAAAACUGGUGCCGAUGCCGCCGCUUCCAGCAGCGGUACUUGGCGGUGGAUGUGGAAGGUAAUCGGAGAGAUAGGAAGAGUACAAUACAAGAGGAAAUUGUUGUGAAAGGUAACUUUCAAAGUACUUUUAUGUAUCAAACAAACACAACUUUUGACAUUUAUGCAAGUAUUCCUUGGUUCGUUUUACAAAUGAAGUAAAAUUUGAUGUUGAUACCAAAACAGAAAGUGUGAAAUUAGUUUCCUGUCACCUUCGUUUCACCCUGUAAUCACAGUGCAGAUUCGGAUCAUAAUUUCAUUCAUUGCAAAAAAAAAUGGUUAUUUAAGGAUCAAAUCGUUCAGUAGAAAACCAUUUCCAUUCCCAUGGCCACCGAAAACCCUGUCGACGAGGUUGUGUGCGUGACCGGCGCCAACGGUUUCAUCGGUUCGUGGCUGGUUCGAACCCUAUUGGAGAACCCAAACCAUAGAUACACCAUCCACGCCGCCGUCUUCCCCGGCUCCGACGCCUCCCAUCUCUUCACCCUCCACCCCGCCCCCGCCUCCCGUAUCACCGUCUUCCCUGCCGACCUCCUCGACGCCGCCGCCAUUUCCCGCGCCGUCGCGGGAUGCUCUGGCGUCUUUCACGUCGCGUCCCCCUGUACGCUGGAGGACCCCGCGGACCCUCAAAGUGAGCUUCUAGAACCCGCAGUGCGGGGCACGCUGAACGUGCUCGAAGCCGCGAGGAGCGCGGGCGUGCGGCGUGUGGUGCUCACGUCCUCGAUCUCCGCGUUGGUGCCGAACCCGGGGUGGCCGGCGGGAAGGGUAGUGGACGAAGAGUCGUGGACGGACGUGGAGUUCUGCAGGGCGAGGGGGAAGUGGUACCCUGUGGCGAAAACGAUGGCAGAGAGGGCGGCGUGGGAGUUCAAGGGCGGUGUCGAGGUGGUGGCGGUUCUGCCGGCGACGUGUCUGGGUCCAUUGCUGCAGCCGGAGCUGAACGCGAGCUCCGGCGUGCUGCAGAGGCUGAUGAUGGGGUCGAGGGAGACUCAGGAGUAUCACUGGUUGGGUGCGGUGCAUGUGAAAGACGUUGCUAAAGCUCAUGUUUUACUCUACGAAACUCCCUCUGCUGCUGGUAGAUAUCUCUGCACCAAUGGUAUCUAUCAGUUUUCUGGUUUUGCUGACUCUGUCUCUGAAUUGUACCCUGAAUUCCCAAUCCACAGGUUCCCAGAAGAAACACAACCUGGUCUGGUUCCAUGUAAAGAUGCAGCAAGGAGACUAAUAGAGUUAGGCCUUGUCUUCACACCAAUACAAGAUGCUGUGAGAGAAGCAGCGGAGAGCCUUAUAGCUAAAGGCUUCCUUCAGCGCUCACCCUCACAGAGUAAUUAGUUUUUCUCGUCUGCAAAAGUGAUUAUCUUGAUACAAGGGAGAGGUAAUAAUGGAUUAUGUCAAGCUUAUCAAGGUAUAAGUAGAGUAAUUUAUAUCUUAUUUUGUUAUAUUGAUGCUAUAUCAAGGUUUUUGUAACUUAGUAUAGUGUUGUCACAAUGUUCAUUUUAUAAACAUGGAUUAGAUUAUGGUUUGGAUUUAAUUCCUUUAAAAUAAAGAUGUGUGUUAGGUGAAAA
Messenger RNA from Vigna unguiculata (cowpea), 1766 nucleotides. RefSeq names its product NAD(P)-binding Rossmann-fold superfamily protein. Gene Ontology annotation, molecular function: oxidoreductase activity, acting on the CH-OH group of donors, NAD or NADP as acceptor. The record is from RefSeq and is a predicted model, not a curated record. Lineage: Eukaryota; Viridiplantae; Streptophyta; Magnoliopsida; Fabales; Fabaceae.